UGUCUAAUUUAUUUUCUUUAUUCUUUUCUAUUUUUUUUUUUACCCCGACUAACGCGGAAGUCGGUGACGCAGACAAUCAGAUGGGGACUAUGAAAUAAACAAACCAUCGCCAUUGAGACUGAAAAAAACUUGGGUUGGGAGCAGGUUUGGAUUUGCUGAGCGGCCCGACAGGAUGGUGUUGGGGGGACAGAUUGUGAGUGAGUGACCGCCUCACGCUGGCUGGGAUGAACAUGCCACUGCACCAGAUCUCUGUCAUCCCCCGCGAUGUGACCUCCUCCCGGGGCUCAGCCAGCGGGAAGGCCAAAGAGAAGGACCGGGAGAAGCAGAAUGAGAAGACGCUUGGUCAUUCUGCAAGUCGGUCCAGCAACAUUUCAAAGGCGGGAAGCCCUACCUCCAUAAACGCACCCUGCAGUUUCUCGAGGACGUCUGUCACACCCUCGAACCAGGACAUCUGCAGUUUAAACGUGCCGGCUGUAGAUCAGGGCUCCCAGAAUGCCAAGCAGACUGCCGUGGUGCUUCUGGCCUCCAAUGGCAAAGCCCCGGGGUUGCAGGGCGUUACCGUGACCACCCUCUGGCCAGACUCCGCCCCCAGGCCCAAAUGCAGACGGCCGUUUGGUGCAGAAUGGCUGUCUCUCCUCAAGGCCCCAGGGAGCCUGCGGCCGGACGGCACGCUCAGGUUCUCUCUGUCGCUGAACGACGUGGCCCAGCGGGUGGACGGCCUGUGCAGCGGCCUGCGUUUCAUCGACAGGACGUGCUCUGAGGGCGAGCUGGGCCCCGCGCACGCCGCCGGCGCUGAGGGGGGCAGCUGGGCCAAAACGGCCCGUGGCCAGCCCGCCCGCCCGACCCCGCCCCCGCCCGUCUCCUCCCUGGUCUCGGGUUCAGGCGUCCCCGUUCUUCCCCCGGAGAGCCAGCGGAGCUCCCACCUCCGCCGCCUCCUCCUGCCCUUCUCGCGCUCCUCCACGGCGGGCAGCCAAUGUCCCUCGGAGCUGGGCGGCUUCGCCUCGCGGCUGCAGCUGGCCCACUCCUCCAGCACCCUGCUGGAGGGCCGCGAGCCCGGCUGCCCGGAUGAUGCCGGCGAUGACGACGUGUUUGAGGAGGACCCCGGCUGGUCCCGGGGGUCCGGGGACCUCCGCGCCCCCGUCUGCUCUCUGGAGGGGGACAGCGACCUGGACCGCUGCCCCUCCCCGCUGUCGGAGAAAGCCGCCCCGCUCUCACCCUAUUCGCUGUCGGGCGACUACUGCAGGAUCUGCCACUGCGAGGGGGACGAGGACAGCCCGCUGAUCACGCCCUGCCACUGCACGGGCAGCCUGCGCUUCGUGCACCAGGCCUGCCUGCAGCAGUGGAUCAAGAGCUCCGACACACGCUGCUGCGAGCUCUGCAAGUACGACUUCAUCAUGGAGACCAAGCUCAAGCCGCUUCGCAAGUGGGAGAAGCUGCAGAUGACGUCCAGUGAAAGGCGAAAGAUCAUGUGUUCGGUCACCUUCCACAUCAUUGCCAUCACGUGCGUGGUCUGGUCCCUCUACGUACUGAUCGACAGGACAGCUGAGGAAAUCAAGCAAGCCGGAAGAAUACCAGGGAUAUUGGAGUGGCCGUUCUGGACGAAGCUGGUGGUGGUGGCGAUUGGCUUCACGGGAGGACUGGUCUUCAUGUACGUGCAGUGCAAGGUUUACAUCCAGCUAUGGCGAAGACUGAAAGCCUAUAACAGAGUAAUAUACGUGCAGAACCGCCCAGAGACGUGUAAAAAACUGGUUUUGGAAAAGCCCGCCCUUAUGGAGCCGAACUUUGAGCACAAGGAAGCUCUGGUCCCCCCUCAGUCUGACACAAACUCUUCCCAGUACACAGAGACUGAGGACUACAGCAUGGAAAUCCUGCACGUGUGAUUGGCUCUCUCUCACCCCCUGCAGGACCAGCCUCGCUAUGGCCACUCUGAGCUGUGCCACACUCAAAAUAUUGUUGGAUCUAUAAAAAAAAAUAACUGACUGAGGUGCGCAUUCAUUUUCUGUGGAAUGAUGUCUGUUUCUUUUUGUUCCUGUAAGAUGUCAGCUAAUCAGUAUAAAUCAGUGUGCGUCAGUUCCAGAACAUUCCUACUACUGCCAUUUUACUGCUGUCGUACAGGACCUGAUUUCUGAGACUCAAGUUCCGAUGGAGUCUGUAAUAAUGCAUUCAAGCACUUUUAUUUUCCACGACCACAGCUCAGUUUCAUUCUUUAUAAAUUGAUUUACAAUAUGUGUAUAUUGGAAAGGAAACUUGAAGUUAAAAUAAUGAAAUACUCAUAUUUUAUACGGUGAAUUUUGUAACCCUGUAGACAUACCUUGGCUGGGAAAAGGAACACAUUGGGGAAAUGUAAUUUUACAGAAAUGCUCAUUUCACUUUCAAAAACAGAAUUAUUCUGAAAAGCAAAGUCAAGCAUGGUCUGGUUACUUACCGCAGGGCUGAUUUUUAUUGGUUGAUAACCAAAUGAUAAAAUGGAAUAAAAACAAGGUUGUGCCCAAUUCCCUUUGGAAGCUGAGAGAAUGUAAACUUUUUACAAACAAAUUUUCUACCAAUUACAGGAAAUUUAUUCUGAACAGGUGAAAUUCAUUAUCUUCAUGCAACUUUGCAAUGAACUGGUCGUGUUUUUUAUUGUGUGAAUGAUACUUCUAAUAUUAAAUGUGAUGUUGUUUGUUGGUUUGUUUAUUUGCUGAACUAUUGAGUUGGACUUUGAAAUUCUUUGUCUGAUUUUUUAAAAUGGCAUUUCUUCCUGUGUCCAGGGGUAACCAGCAAGUCAACUAUUUUCUCUGUAUUUGCUCAGCUUUUUCAGUUUCCAUUCCCUUUAAUGUCAUCAAUUAAUUUAAUUUGAUAUUAGUUAUUUAAUGACAUCAAUUCAUAUUUAAACUGAGAAUUAAACCUUUCAUUGGCAGUUAAUUGAGAGCAGUUGACCCGUCAUGACAUAACGGACAAAUGAACUUGUAUUCAUUUGUGGCCAGUGUGUUUUCGCCUGUUAUUGGUUCCAGCAGAACAGAAUAGUCUUUGGUGUCGUCACUGCAAAUGAAUUCACAAGUGUUCAUGGCAUUAACACCUUUACUUGCCGGUCAGUUAAAUCAUGCCCAAAGGAAGAUGCAGUCAGAUGAAACUUAUUAGUUAACCCGUGCUUCAGAUGGCAUCUUCCUUAGUGCAAGUUUUAAAUGAACAACAGUGGACCAAUAAGACCACUUUGUACUGUAUAGAACAUAUCUACAGCAUUCAAGUGGCAAGACUAUUUCAACUGUAGCAUUAUCACUGAGAAAAUGGAAAUAACUCAAUUGCACCUCAUAAUAUGUGAAUUACGACAUACAAAUGGUAAAUCAAAUGUCAAAUGUGUGGUUAUGUGAAAGGAUUGUAAUUGUUUCAGUCUGAUAUUAUAGGUAAAACAUGGGAUAACUUUACCCUGAAUAUAUGGGACGAAGAGCUGACUUGCCUGCCACCUGGUGGUUUGAGGAUGAAAAUGCUUUAAUAAGGCAAGUUGUGUAUUUCUGCAGGCUCUGAUAGGCUUCUAGGGGCUGUGUAGCCAGAGGUAAGUUCUUACGUAGCUGUCAGAAGGGAAAGUGUUGGGAUAGGACUGGUAGUGUUUUCCAUUCCAGUGGAGAUAUUUUUAAUAGGAUUAUUGACCAGUGUUUACGUUUAUCAUGAUUUUCAGAGUAACUGACAUUUUUUUGUUUGUUUUUUGUUUUGUAGACACUUUGGAUCUUAUAAAUGCCAGUCCAUCAAACUGUUUUGAAAUUCUACACAUGAAAGUCACUUUUUAUUUCUGAGAAGACAGCAGGAAUUGUAAUGCCAUCUAGUGAGCAACAUGUGAACUUGAAGCGGGCUUGUAUUUGUUUGUGAACAUACUGUACUUUCUAAUCCCCAAAAGGCUGUGUGCAAUUAGUUAUUUGAAGUGCAAUUACCCUCUUUCAACCUGUCUGUGACAGGUCACAUGUCCCCACCGGUGUUCUGUGUGUAAAGUUGAUGGCACACAGUUUUAUUUGGUUUUAUUUAUUGAGAAAAGAUGGAGCGCACUCAUUAGUCACCCUGUCCCACUGCCCCUCACCCCCAGAAUGUGAUUUUAUGCAACUAACACUGAGUGUUUCAAAUCACAGGCUUGAGCAUUUAGACUCUUGUAACGUCCUCUUCCCACAAUGCACCACAAUUUACCGCAAUGCACUCUCACUGUUUCUCUUCUGGGAAUGCGACUUGCAGGCGGGCCAUGACUGUUAUCAGUACCAUCCAUACGCAUCACACCAUCAUCUGCAAUCUUCAACAUCUCUACAGUCAAACAGUUACAAUAUACAGAAAUGGGAACUGUCAUUCAGUUGAUUUCUAGCUUCUUAAAUGUGCAGUGACUGUUGCAUUAUUAUUUUAAUUGUUUUUUUGUUUGUUGUUGCAGUGCCAGUCAACUGCGCAAGUAAUUAUAUGGAGGAGCUGGCUCCUUUGGUAAGUUGAGAUUUCAAAGGUUGCUCUCCUCCAAACUAUAAGCCAUUUAAUUUGUUUGUGCAUUAAGUUAUGCUUCUUAGAAUAUGAGCUAGUCAGUCAUAUACUGAAACAGUCUAUUGCUGAAGUGAGGGGGGGGGGGAUUACAUUUCCUGUUUCUUUCCCCCCACUCUUAGUUGUCAAACUCGAAUGAUUUCUGUGGUAGCACACACACAAGGUUUUGUAUAACUAGCAUAAAUGGAGGAGAUGCAGUCACAGAAAGCCUCUUGGGCUGCCUCAGUGAAACUCGCUAAAGCCAGAACACAGAAAACAAAAUGGAGGCAUCGCUUCAGUCUCUGCAGACCAGGCCCAGGUUUUGCUUUAAAGGUGUUAUUUGCAUAAAAUGGCAGUGCUUUACUACUGAGUCUGUUUAAAGCAAACAUUAUUACGUUUAUUUUUCCCAUGUUGUCCCUGCAUUGUAUUCUGCACAUUUUGAUUGUGAAUUUGCUUAUGUAAAAAAAAAAAAAAAAAAUUCGGUAUGAGUUCGGUAUGUUCAAAAGAAUAUUGAUGUUUUUUGAGUAAUUUAAUUUCCCAUUUUUAAAAGUUAACAUUGAAAUCAACCAAAUAAAAUUAAGUAAACUUUUAA
Messenger RNA from Anguilla anguilla (European eel), 5053 nucleotides. RefSeq names its product membrane-associated ring finger (C3HC4) 8 (gene marchf8). Lineage: Eukaryota; Metazoa; Chordata; Actinopteri; Anguilliformes; Anguillidae. The coding region runs from base 225 to 1880 and encodes 551 amino acids. Gene Ontology annotation, molecular function: ubiquitin protein ligase activity; MHC protein binding; zinc ion binding. The record is from RefSeq and is a predicted model, not a curated record. Gene Ontology annotation, cellular component: early endosome membrane; cytoplasm; lysosome. The transcript has 9 exons. Gene Ontology annotation, biological process: protein polyubiquitination; antigen processing and presentation of peptide antigen via MHC class II; immune response.